Molecule: messenger RNA, 2139 nt
Organism: Castor canadensis (American beaver)
Lineage: Eukaryota; Metazoa; Chordata; Mammalia; Rodentia; Castoridae
Gene: Pklr
Product: pyruvate kinase L/R
Biological process (GO): glycolytic process
Molecular function (GO): potassium ion binding; magnesium ion binding; pyruvate kinase activity
Source: RefSeq, a predicted model, not a curated record
ACGGUCUGGCAGCCCCAGUCCCACACUUUGGAAGCAUGUCAAUCCAGGAGAAUAUUCUACCCCAGCAGCUUUGGUCAUGGAUUUCUCAGUCCCAAAAAGACUUAGCAAAGUCUGUCCUAACUGGGGCUCCAGGAGGGCCUGCAGGGUACCUGCGGCGUGCUAGUGUGGCCCAACUGACCCAGGAGCUGGGCACCGCCUUCUUCCAGCAGCAGCAGCUGUCAGCUGCUAUGGCGGACACCUUCCUGGAACACCUGUGCCUGCUGGACAUCGACUCGGAGCCCGUGGCUGCUCGCAGCACUGGCAUCAUUGCCACCAUUGGGCCGGCAUCUCGCUCGGUGGAGCGCCUCAAAGAGAUGAUCAAGGCCGGGAUGAACAUCGCACGACUCAAUUUCUCCCACGGCUCCCAUGAGUACCAUGCCGAGUCCAUUGUCAAUAUCCGGGAGGCAGCGGAGAGCUUUGCAACUUCCCCUCUCAGUUACCGGCCUGUAGCCAUCGCUCUGGACACCAAGGGACCGGAGAUACGCACUGGGAUCCUGCAGGGGGGCCCAGCGUCGGAAGUGGAGAUAGUAAAGGGCACCCAGGUGCUGGUGACCGUGGACCCGGCGUUCCGGACACGGGGGAACGCGAACACCGUGUGGGUGGACUACCCCAAUAUCAUCCGGGUCGUUGCAGUGGGGGGCCGCAUCUACAUUGACGACGGGCUCAUCUCCCUAGUGGUCCAGAAAAUCGGCUCAGAUGGGUUGGUGACCGAAGUGGAGAAUGGCGGUGUCCUGGGCAGCAGGAAGGGCGUUAACCUACCAGGCGCCGAAGUAGACCUACCUGGGCUGUCCGAGCAAGAUGUCCAGGACUUGCGCUUCGGGGUGGAGCAUGGUGUGGACAUCAUCUUUGCCUCCUUUGUGCGAAAAGCCAGCGAUGUGGCAGCCGUCCGGGCUGCCCUGGGGCCAGAGGGGCAAAGCAUCAAAAUUGUCAGCAAAAUCGAGAACCAUGAAGGCGUAAAGAAGUUUGAUGAAAUUCUAGAGGUGAGCGAUGGCAUCAUGGUGGCACGGGGAGACCUGGGCAUUGAGAUUCCAGCUGAGAAGGUUUUCCUGGCUCAGAAGAUGAUGAUAGGACGCUGCAACUUGGCAGGAAAGCCUGUUGUAUGCGCUACACAGAUGCUGGAGAGCAUGGUCACCAAGGCUCGGCCAACUCGGGCAGAAACGAGUGAUGUAGCUAACGCUGUGCUGGAUGGGGCCGACUGCAUCAUGCUGUCUGGGGAGACGGCCAAAGGCAACUACCCUGUGGAAGCCGUAAAGAUGCAGCAUGCGAUUGCCCGGGAGGCAGAGGCUGCAGUGUACCACCGACAGCUUUUUGAGGAAUUACGCCGGGCGGCGCCACUGAGCCGUGACCCCACUGAGGUCACUGCCAUUGGUGCUGUGGAGGCUUCCUUCAAAUGCUGUGCUGCUGCCAUCAUCGUGCUGACCACAACAGGCCGCUCAGCCCAACUUCUGUCUCGAUACCGACCUCGGGCAGCAGUCAUUGCUGUCACCCGCUCUGCUCAGGCCGCCCGCCAGGUCACCCUCUGCCGAGGAGUCUUCCCUUUGCUCUACCGUGAACCUCCAGAGGCCAUCUGGGCAGAUGAUGUGGAUCAUAGGGUGCAAUUUGGCAUUGAAAGUGGAAAGCUCCGUGGCUUCCUCCGUGUUGGAGAUCUGGUGAUUGUGGUGACAGGCUGGCGACCUGGCUCCGGCUAUACUAACAUCAUGCGGGUGCUGAGUGUAUCCUGAAAUGUCCUCCUCUUCUGACCUAGCCCACCUCUGCAUCCCUGUCACUUCCUCCCACUCCCCUGCUUCCAAUCCGUGCCCUUCCCACAGCCCCACCCCUAAUCUCUCUACUCCCACCCUCCCUAUUUUAGACCACAUCUGCCAUUUAUCCCUAUUCCAGGAUGUCCCUCCCCCUCUCCCUUUCACAGGCCCCAAAAGUCUCUGUCCAAUUACACAGCACCAAUUGUACAUCCCCUGCAUCCAAUCCAAUCAUCUGGGCCUAAGAUGCCUUGAGCCUUUAAUCCCUGCUUGGCUGAUUAAUUCUAUUCCUCCAGGCUUUCCAUCCCUGGGGCUGGGGACAGGAGACAAGGCCAUCUUGUCCAGUAUCUCCACAGAAUCAUUU